Chara braunii is the source of this 1386-nucleotide messenger RNA. NCBI's taxonomy places the organism in Eukaryota, Viridiplantae, Streptophyta, Charophyceae, Charales, Characeae. The record is from the annotation of a GenBank genome assembly.
GACAUGCUCAACAAUGCUUCGAUCGAACUGCUCACAAGCCAGGGUUAUACACAUGUAAUCACUUUGGACUCGUCAAUCACGAACAACCCACUACUCAAGGGCAUCAUCAACUCUGGACUGAACCAUAUCCCAUGCAUGAGAACGAGGUGGGCGGAUUCCUGGACAGAUUCACGGUGAUGGUAUUGGAACUACGCGAGCUCACAGCGUCCACCCAGUCAUUUCUACGGAGGAUAAUCUUGAAGAAGGUGAGAGCGAGGAUGACGAAAUACAGGGAGCAGCACAGGCACGUGACCGAGGAGCCGUUCGAGCAUCUAGCUGUCAAGCGGGAACUGGGGUUCCUCACCGGCCGCUUCCUCAUCUGUCCGGCGGAUAAAGCCUCGAGCACUCCGGCCUUCGUAUGCAAGAACUUCAUACGGAAGCUCGCCUUUGAGAUGUUGUCUGGACAUGAGUUUGCGAGCAUCGUCCCCCCCCUUGCAGCAGUCAUCUCACGAAUACAGUGCGAGCUUUCAGCUAUGCCCGUGCUGUCGACUGCACCAGCGACACUCCCGUACCUGAUGACGGUGUUUAAGGCGCAUAAAAGCACGCUUCACUGGAUCACGAACACGGCCAAGACAGUUGUUUCCCCGGAAGCGGACCUUUGCGCUUGUCUGCUUCAGUUUCUCCUUCCCCUGGUGCAGACGUUCUGUAAGGAGAGAAGCUGGGAGGUGGAGGAAUGGUUUGGUGUGAACUUGAGGCGAACUUGUGGUGGUGCGAAGGGAGAGGAGCUCGAGCCAUACCAUUCGAAUCAAGGAAGGACGAACGACAAGUUGUGGCCAUCGUGGGUGGAUGGCGAUCAGGCGGAGGGUAUGGGGUCUAUGCUGUUCAGGGAGGAGGAUGUCUGCUGGCUCACGGAGUGCUGCAUCGCCAACAGCGUGUUACGCAUGGGGGACGAUGUGUGGAGGCAGGUCAGGGGCUUCCCCAUGGGCUUGGCCUGCUCCCCGAUCUCGUGCGAUAUCUAUUUUUUUAAGUAUGAAUAUCACGCCAUGAUGAGAUUGGCAGAUACUGGGAAUGCGCAUCUGAUUCCAUACUUCUCGGACACCUUCAAGUACAUCGAUGACCUGGGCGCAAUCAACAACACCAUCAUCAAGAGUUUCAUGCGGAAGAAGGAGGACAGGGAGGAGAACGACCCGUGUUGGAUCUACCCAGACGAGUACAUAGAAAUUAAGGAGAAUACUGAGGUUGCGGUGGAUGAGUGCGGGCGAAAAGCCAACUUCCUCAGUUUGACCAUUACGAUCACCUCUCCUUUGCAGGGACGUACGUCAAUUCCAGGCACGACAAGCGCAAAGGACUAGGUUUUAGUUCAUGAAGGUUCAUGAAGUAUAAAUCCAACAGGAGUGUCAAGCAGUC